AUGACUCGGGCUGGCAAGAAACGUGAAGAUCGCAAGGUGCGUUCGUCGGAUUUCGCCAUGUAUCAACUGGCGGAAUCCAGACCAACGGGCUUGCAUCAUAUUUUUGAUGCGUUUCGACAGGAUUCUCCAACCAAAAAUACAGCUGACACACUGUCAUCGCCCUCUUCUGAUGGUACAUCAUCUGCUUUUUCAGUGUCGCGACUUGAAAUACUCAAAGCUCUUGACAAACUUACCAAGAAAGACAGUACAACCAAACUGAAGGCGCUAGAGCAACUCAUGUCAGCUGUGGAAAGUGUCCCUCAUGAAGUGUUAGAGCGUUUGAUACCCGAUUUUGCCCAUGUCUUCCUGCGACUAGCAGUUGUGGAACCGUCUAGGAAGAUAAGGUUCACUUUGGGUCAGGUACUCCGUAACAUCGCGACGUCGCUUAAACGCAGAAUUCAAUCCCACAUCAAUAUUCUCGUGACACACUGGUGGAUAGCUAUGCACGAUGAGGCCGCGGAUGUUGCAGAAUUAUACACCGAUGCCUUUAACUGCCUUUUCGAAUCGCAAGUGACAACGCGGGCAGAGCUCGAUCGGAAAACGUUUCGUGUUCUUACGCAUUAUAUUCGUAAUAUUGCGAACACUACCAUGACUAUGAUAAAUAGGCAUAUAGAUGACUAUAAGCGUGAAUGGAUGGACGUUUUUGGCAAAAUAUGUGAGAACUGCGCAACUAUUUCUGACAUGCAUAACAGGCUAAUAUGCUCAGUGCUGAGAUCACUAAUGACAAUUAUGACAUACCAACGCUUAUAUGGGUCGGAGGGAGGCCAAGAUGGGUUCCCAGUCUCUGUUUUUAUCAACGAAGAGUUCGUACAUAGAAUAGGUUCACUGUGCCGCAGCACUGCAAUAAAGCAGCGUUUUGCUAGCACGCGCCUCCUAGUCGAAUUUGUGAAAGUAUUGCGCGAUGAAGAUUUCGACGUUGGAAGAGAGGCUUUCAGUGUUGCUAUGUACCUUCUUCACGAAGCUGAGGAAGCCACAAUCACCUUCCAUCGUAUUCGCCUGUUAUGUGCGUGCUCUCGCUACAACAGUGCAUUCUGGGAACCGCAGCAUUUGAAAAAAUAUGUACCGUUUGUAAAAGGUAUACUGGACCGAUAUACAGGAGACUUCUCGGCGAUGACCGAGUUAUAUUCGGUAUUCCCGUGUAUGGUUUCAUAUCUGCCCAAAGAAUGGUUACAUUCUCCUACGGGUGUACAAGCUGUUAUCGAGGUUACCACUAACCUUCUGCAGCUAAUGCAGGACAAGGUUAAUGCAAAUUACGAGCAAUCAUUCGGUUUCGAUUCGAAAGCUUUCAGCCAAAUGGGCAGCAGUAUGUUGUACUGUUACUACCGCAUACUUCUCUUGCCGGAAAGCAGCUUCGAGUCACUUGUCGACCACAUAUUCGCGCCUAUCUUGCACUUAACAUGCGAAGAUUCAUCUUAUGCUAAACAUUUUCUCCUUCAUUUGCCUCGUAUCUUCACAGAAUUCAUCGAAGAAUCAGCAAUUUUGCAGGACGCAGGGACAUCUGACGUGUUGCUUGAGAAGCUAACUCAGAUGUAUGACAAGAAGACUAAUUGCGUCUUUAUGACCCACAUAUUCGGGUUCUUAGCAAAGAUGAACGGGGUUGAAUCAGAAAACGGCCAACUUGCAAAAGUAAGGUCUUAUGCUCAACGUGCAGGGCAAGAUUUGAAGAUGCACAUUAUGCAUCAGGAAUUGCCACGUGUGCUACAAGAGUUCAUGAUGCAACCAUGUUUGUCUUCAUGUGCCACGCCUGUAGAGGAUAUAUUAACUGUUCUGAGCGACGUCGAAUCCGUGCCUCAGCAGUCUAGCAUUUUAGAGGCCCCAACCUUCUUGAUGUCCAACGUCUACGACGAUGAGCGUGAAUUCAGGACCGCAUUCGAUAUCGUGACUCGUAUACUGCAAUUACUGAAACCGGUAUUGGAAGAUCCGGAAAAGUAUUACACGGAUGAGAGUGAUGCAAACACAAUUUUGCUAGUUUCACUAGUUGCGUUGCGUAACUGCGAUUCCGAAAAAGAUGCAGUAACGAUAGGCCGCAGAGUAUUUACACGCCAUAUGGAUCUGGAUCAUGGCAAUGGUAUGACUGUUUUUUUGAAAUUCAUUCACGAGUGCCAACGCUUUUCCGGACCACUAUCAGCUUUGAUUCUCUCAUGGCUCUCACACCCUGAGCAUAUUCGGGCUGAAACAUGCGAAAAUGUUUAUUUAUUGAUCGAUGGCACGUUGCUUGAUGAAGUGGAUGCACCCCUGUACGAUAUUUUUUACAUGGCCUACCAUCUUGUGAAGAAAUAUCAAUGCAAGCGACGUCCCUUGAAAUGCGAUGACAUGGUGGAUGAUAUGGUUGCUCUGUAUCUUGUAGGCUAUUACUGUAAUUUGCCGAUCGAGUUGGAUACGUUCCUCAAAUUCUGUUUGACGCUACUGCCAAUAUGGAAACAGGGUAGUACUGCCGCAGACGAUCUUCAUAUAAUCUCAUUUUUGCAUUAUUUACAGUCAGAGCGUGAGCCUCAUGAGGAUUUGACGAAUGGUUGGGAACAUGUUUACCCAAUUAAGGAGCUUGUCAAUGUUAUUUUAGAGAUGCAAGACAACCCCUUUAGAUCUACAAGGUCUAUCUCACGUACACUAUCUGCUCUCACCACAGUUCUAGAUGUAGACGGUUCUGUUCUAUAUCAUAGAAAUGCGCUUUUAUUCUCUAACGUAUGGUUGAUUAACUGCGAAAAAUGGCUUCUGCCUCAAGUAGUGAUGGACAAAUGCCAUGAUGGAUCUGUCGAAAGUAGUUUGGAGCCGAAUCCAUCGACUGACGAUGCAACCGCUAGCAUCAAAUGCUUCGCUGAGGUGUUUGUAUCCACUUUCUUGAACAAUGGGUUCAGUGUUGCUUCGUUCGAAAGCCUGGCUGAUGAACUAGGUAAAGACCUUCGUUGUACGGGUGUCAUAACGGAGUCAUUUGCGCGGCACGUAUGUUCCACUUCAUGGGCAUCUAAGUUUGAAUAUGACAAGAACCUCCGGUUAUUCACUCUCUACCUCUCAAAAUUGAAGUGCUACGACACCGUAAUGGCGUUUUUCAAACAGCAUUAUACAUCAAACCAAUUUAUGGGAGGUUUCGUUGCUGCGAUAAAUCGCGUAUUAAAUGUUCCAGUGACCCUUGUAGACGAUAUUUGUCAGAUAAUGGAGUCAUGCGGCGAGAAUGACACAGCUCUAUUGACCAACUGUAUGCUGGAACUGGGACAGCUCCUUGCUAGUGUGGUCACCAUCACCAACUGUGGUUAUAAGUUGAAGGACAUUGAGGAUCGACCUUAUCUUACAUUACAAAUGGAGUCCUUGCCCCAACGGUUAUUUCAGCGUUUUGCAGCGAUUAGGUGUACCGACUCUGUGUCGAAGUGUUGGCUACAUUAUGCCUUUAUGGGUUUCCUGCGUUCACGUGUCUGCAUUGUGCAAGCUAUAUCAGGCGACUUAGGCACGUUUUUGAAUAGGUUUGUUGGUGGAUGGAUGAUGAAUGUGUUAAGCUUCUGUUACCAGGAACUUGAAGUGCCUCAUCAUCUGGUAAUUACACUUUUUGCUGACGCUUUGCACUUCUUUUUGUCUAAUAAUGCCGUUUCAUUUGAUGAUUUGAGGUUGUACCCUUCAUCCUAUGAGUUUUCGACGUCAAGCCUGCGCGAGUACGUUGGCGUUCUGGAAGCGCUAUCGAAAGAUGUUAUGGCACGUAUCGCAACAGAAAAUUCACAGACUACACCGUUGGAGCCUGUUGAUGUGCACUAUUUGGUAGUAAUGCUGGUUCACGUUGUGGAGUCCGUGGACGCUUACGUUACAACCAAUGGCCCAGAUUCCGAGCAUGUAAGGGAUGCUGCAAAAUCUUUGCAGUCGGCAUGCUACGAGUUUUUAAGGUUCAUAUCUAAAAGUCAAUCAUGCUAUAUGUAUGUGGUAUCUUUUGUUUCAAGGCUUUGGCACGUCAGGUUCCUAUUUUCAAACAUCUCCGACUACGGCGGCGUCCUGUGUAAAAUGGACCUUGAAAACAACGGAGUGUAUCUCUCGAUACCCAUCGACUCCGUAUCAUUUGCAUUAGCAAAUGGUUUGGGGAAAUUUGGUGCUGCAGGGAAUGUGCCAGUUGACAUGUCACAGCUUCUUUACCAUUUGUUACAGGAUCCAGACACAGGCGAACUCGAUAAGGAGACUACAUCUGAACUGGAAGAGCUCCCUAGCGCCCAAACUCAUGAGAUAUAUGCAAAGAACGGGAGUUCUGCCAUAUCCUUUUGCCUCAACGUUAUUUUGGGGCCACACAUUACAAGUGCAUUGUUCAGCACUUACGAUGUGCUUCUUUCGUCAUCUGACCACCGUGACCUUGAGCUGUGUUUAACGGCCUGGCUGAGCGCGAUAGUGUUAUUGCAGGAUGCAGCCGAAUCCAAAAUGUUCACUUUAAAGAACGCCCUUGCGAUGUUAUUGAAAGUGAGGCCUACGGACGCUGGCGGUGACUUGUUCGAUACGCUUUUGACUCACCUGUCCACUGCUGCGUAUACCGAUAAAGAAUAUGUAAACGCGUGGUGGAUGACAGAUGCGCCACAGCUACCAGAACAUACGGACGAACCUGCAUUGUACGUACUGCUGCAAGUACUUCUGUUGUGUUUGGAGAACUUGCCCCUUCACGAUGAGCACCACCAAAACCUCAUCAAAAGGUUGUAUUACAAGGUCGCCAAGAUGUUCCCAGAAGAGGUAAACCAUGUUUGGAACGUAUGCAAAAGUCCAUAUGUGAAGAAACAGAUCAGAGAGUUUACUAAAAACGAGAUAACACAGCGUCUCAUCGCUGAUGAGCUGCUACUCAUCAAGAAGGACAUGUCGAGUGCGUUGCGCGUGACUCACGACGCUGAUUACCGCAAUGUUUACGUAGCACUGGAGACCAAAGCGGAAGUUGCUGUCAACCUAACCGUGAAAAUACCAUCGGCGUUUCCCUUGGAACCACUAUCGUUUGCAUCAAACGAUGUGUCCGGUACUUUUAAAAAUAAGCACCUCCGAUGGUUGAUGAUGGCUCAAAGUGCGGCUAACAGGUGUGGUAUAGUACAAGGUCUGUUACUGUGGAGCGACAAUAUCACGAAGUUCUUCGACGGCAUUGAGGAGUGUCCGAUUUGCUAUUCGAUCGUACACUUACAGUUCAACUCUAUACCUAGCAAGACCUGCAAAGUUUGCAAGCACAAGUUCCACACGGAAUGUCUGUAUAAGUAG
Molecule: messenger RNA, 5235 nt
Organism: Babesia sp. Xinjiang
Lineage: Eukaryota; Apicomplexa; Aconoidasida; Piroplasmida; Babesiidae
Product: E3 ubiquitin-protein ligase listerin
Exons: 1
Coding region: 1-5235 (1744 amino acids)
Biological process (GO): rescue of stalled cytosolic ribosome; ribosome-associated ubiquitin-dependent protein catabolic process
Cellular component (GO): cytosol; RQC complex
Molecular function (GO): ubiquitin protein ligase activity; ribosomal large subunit binding
Source: RefSeq, a predicted model, not a curated record